UUUAAUCAUUUACUGGUCAUUGUAGUAUUAUUUUCAGUUUGUUCAUUUUGUCCACCCUCCAAGAUAAGAAGUACAAAGGAUAUAGUUUCUGUAGUAGCCACUGCUGUAAAAACACUGAAGACUACUUGUUUGCACAAAAGAACAAAACAAAGUGAAACAAAAACAAAAAGCAAAACAAAACCUAAAAAAGCCACCCUGUUGCAUAAGAAUUCUCCUCACCAAGGUAUUCCAGGAUCAGGAUUCACAGAACUGGAACUCUUUAUCCCAGCUAGCUAUGCAUUUCACUGCUUUCACUACUACACUGAAAAAUGGACUGAAAAAUGUCUGAAGGAUUGUUUACUCCAAAAAGCUAGAAUCAAAGACAAGAAAGACUUAUUCUGAUAAAAUCUAUCCCAGCUUCCAGGAAACAUUCAGGAAGGAAGAGGAGCAGAAACACCUUUUAGUUGAUACUCAUAGUGCAGCAAUGGACCUGCAUAAACAACUGGAGAAUACAGAGAGGAACUGGACCAAAGAGAAGAUGGAACUGUUGGAGAGAUUUGACAGUGAAAGGAAGGAGUGGGAAAGUCAGUGGAAGGUCAUGCAGAAGAAAAUAGAAGAGCUUUACCAGGAGGUAAAACUAAGGAGGGAGAGCAAUAUGAAUGGCCGGGAUAAUAAGGCCAUUCAAAACAAGAUGCUGCAGCUAUCUGUAUAUUCCCCUACUUCAGAACGGAGUGACACAGCAGAACUGAACUGUCGACACAACUUGACAAAUGACUGGAUGGAAGAAAAGGGUUUGCUCAGUAAAUCAGAACAUGAAUGUAAAGAAACUAGAACUCAGAGGAAAAAUAGUGUUUUAUUAAGGAACAGUCUGGCCUUUGACAAUCAGGAGAAAUAUGAAGACCUCCUCAGCUUGAAAACUCCUAAGAAAGAUACCAGUAGUUAUGCUGGUGAUCUCAAUGCAGCUCUUAAAGAACUGGCGAAAGUUAGUGAAGAGUUAUGCAGCUAUCAAGAGGAAAUUCGAAAGAAGCCCAACCACAGAAGAAUGAAGUCACUUCCUUUUCUGGAUGAAUUUGAAGAAACCCAAAACACAGUUAUUAUGCCUGAGAUGAACCGCGUGUCCAGCAAUGAACCACGAACUACUUCCCUCACCUUUGAAACAGAAGGACAAAAUAACAGGAAGAACUUGAUGAGUGCCAACAGGGGUUUGAAAGAUUUACCUUGUAGCUCUCUUACUGGUGAUAGAGGAAGCGACUUCUUGCCCUGGCCAAAAAAAGAAGCCCCCCCAGUUCCUCCACGGAGCACUUCUCGACAUCUGACAAGCUCACUUUCUGCAGCUGUACAUGUCUCUGAAGUACCCAUAAAAGAUUCAGGCAGCAGAAGCAACUGUAAGGUUCAGGAGGGUUGGAAUGGAAGGAAAUGUAUUAAUACUUCUCUUGCAAAACAAAGUGAAGCUCCUGUGGCACAUGUAAAUGAAGGGAAGUCUGUGAAAGGUGGUACAGUGGUAACUGCUUCAGUACCUAUAGCCAAAAAAGAAAGAGUCUCUGAGUGCAGUGUAGCGGCAGGUUUUUGUCACAACACAUGGUCAUGUGAUGUGGGCAAGCUGGGAAAAGGUACUCAGAGUGGAUCUUCCCCAUUGUCUGCCCAGAAAAGCUGUUCAGAUGGAAAUAUGGUGCAAACAGAGAAUGUGCACAGGAGACAUUGCCCUAAAUCUCCUAAUGUUCUACAUUAUGGUAAUGACUCCUAUGACCCUGCAAUGCUGCCAAAGGCCCAAAGAAAUGAAACAUUGGCAGCAAAGAUUGAUGAAUUUAACAGGACUGUAUUUCAUACAGAUAAAUGCAACAAAUCUUUGCAAGAAAAUCAGAAGCUUCAAGCACCAACUGGAGAUCAUAAACACUGUGGCCCAGGCUGUGACUGUAUGGUUAACAGAACAGAAACUGUAAACGCAUCUUUUAUUUCAAAUCCCAGACUCUCUGCAGCAAAGAAACAGGAUCCCUGCAGUCCAACCAAAACUGCCAGAACAACAGGGCAACAAAAGCAAAUAAAUGGACUUCUAAGCACCAGUGGCUACCGGCAUAUGCUUCACGAGCAUGAUUGGAAACCAAUUAAUUUAUCUGGUCGCCCACGUUCAGCUGACUCAAGGUCAAACUAUGGAGUUGUUGAAAAACUUUUGAAAAACUAUGAAAAAUCAACAGUUACUUCUUUGUAUAAUUCUAAAUGCUGCAAAGAUAAGUGGACACAGUCAGAUUCUGAGUUCACAGAUGGGAGUUGUGAGACAUUGAGUCAGUAUUUCGAAAUGCUCCAGGGAGAGCAAGGAAAGCAAGAGUUUCAGAGAAAUUCAGCCAGGUGUGUUGGGAAGCAAGUCAAACAAGGCAAAGAGAGACAGAAGUUACCAGAGAUAUCUGUGCCAGCUAAAUGUUCAACUGGGAAAGGCUUCUCCCGGCCAGCGCGACCAGCAAAUCGACGCUUACCUUCCAGGUGGGCAUCCAGAUCACCUUCAGCACCACCUGCUGUGAGAAUGACCGCACACAGUUAUUCUCUCUCACUUCAGUCAAAGACGGCAGUUGUCUGAACUCAAGGAUGAAUUUGAUGAUGUUGUGAAAUGUGAAAACUCUGCUCCUCUUUAUACCUGUGUGUUUUGUGGUUGUGAGAGCAACCAGUUCUACACUGUUGUAUAUCGUCCAAGAGUAAUCCUGUCACUUGACUUACUGGGCAAAGCAUUUUCAAUCUUAGAUCAUCAUCGCAGUCUUCAGUGUUUUUAUUGAUGAAAUAAUUAUACCCCUCGUUCGUUCGUUCAUUCGUUCGUUCUUUCUAUCUUUCUUAAAUGGCUCACAAAGAAUUCCUUUUGAAUGACAUCCUCCUUGGUUUGUCAGUCUUUUGAGUUGAUACAAUGUAUAGUUGUAUAUAUUCUGACUUUGCUGCAAACAGCAGAAAGUAAAGCUGUAUGCAUGAUCAUGUGUUUGUAGGUGCAUGUGUUGGAAUAGGAAGUAUACAGGUCUGUAUUUAGAAGAGACAAACUCUGUGCUAGUGUUGACAGUGAAAUGACAACAUAUAUGCCUAUAUAUACUUUGUGUUUAUUUAAAAAUUUUGAAAAUAUAAAGUCCUAAUGACAUUUAUAUUUUGUACAUCUUUUAUAUAAGUUCACAGGUGUAGUGAUUGCACCAUAAUUGCAGCGACAAGGGCUUGCACAAUAUGUAUCAGAAGCAGACUAGCUUAGUGGAUUCCUCAGACAUGCUUGAUGGCAUAACUGUUUGGUUUUUCAACCUUUACGAUGCUAGGGUCAAGGUAGAUGGGCGUAUUUUUUCUGAAUUAAAAUACUAUAUGAUUAGUACUAUGUUAGCUUUUUUCAUCACCUGAGAUAUUCCUAAAACUUUCCACUGCCUUAAAAUGCUUUAUAUGUGCCAUUUAAUAUAACCUACUGUAGGGAAUUAACUCCUAUAGUUUCAGCUAUAUUGUAAUAUACAGUUUAUGGAGGAAUGAAAAGGAUGGUAAGCAUGGCAUCCAAUUUCAAAUUUGUUUUCUUUAAACAGUGUAUUUAAAAGUAUAGCUACAUCAGAGAAAUUUAACCUGUUUACUUUCAGUGACAGCAGGAGAAUAAGGAAUGCUAUGAUUACCAAAUGCUGUAGUUAUGCUUUCUUACUUUGAUACUGGACUUCAUAGAGUGUAAGCCAACAGCUAACUUACUGCUCCCAUGAAUGGUAUAAGUGGCAGUCAGUUAUGAAGUUUACUUGCAUUCUGGCAACAGCCAACGUACAGUACAUAAAUAUUGCCUCAAGAGCUGAAGGAGGUAUGAUCAUUGUGUGCCAGGAGUCCUAGACUGAUGGCAUUAGAAGUAUGUUUUUGCUCUCAUCUGUUUGUAUAUUAUUGGCCGCUAGAAUGCUUUGUGUGUAGGCUGGCUUAUUCCCUUUCCACCGUUUGAAUGAAAUAUUGACACUAUUCAGCAUUUUUGUUCAACUUUCAUAAUGACAGUGUUCUCCAUUCCAGAAAUUUUGUACCCACCAUAAAGUUGCCAGAUGCAUAGUGUAGCAGGGUGAUGAUAAUUUUCCUUGAACAACCAGUUAAGAUAUUUCUUCAGUUUACUGAUAUUUACUGCCUACUUUUGAUCAUCAACUUGCUGAAUAACAUAGAAAGGAACAAAACCUGCUGUAUUCCUUGGUGCAUGUAACUUUAAUUAACAGAAAGUUAUGGAGGUAAACUAAUACGUCAAGGACAAGUCCAUUUUGUCAAGAUCUUCUGAGUUCCUCUAGUGCAUAUACUUUGGUUUUGACAACUAGAGAUCUCAGUAAUUUGUGCACUGUAAAUACCCUAGAAGGCUGUCUGGACAUACUGAUUUUAGAAAUAUACAACUACGGCUGUUUAAAAAUGAAGUUGUCUUUGCAGGAGUAAGCACGGCAGAGCCAGUCCCCAG
Messenger RNA from Chelonoidis abingdonii (Abingdon island giant tortoise), 4384 nucleotides. It is a transcript of the gene MTCL3, whose product is annotated as MTCL family member 3. Lineage: Eukaryota; Metazoa; Chordata; Testudines; Testudinidae. The record is from RefSeq and is a predicted model, not a curated record. Gene Ontology annotation, biological process: regulation of autophagy.